This is a messenger RNA of Stylophora pistillata, 1506 nucleotides long. RefSeq names its product deubiquitinase OTUD6B. The record is from RefSeq and is a predicted model, not a curated record. Gene Ontology annotation, molecular function: cysteine-type deubiquitinase activity. Gene Ontology annotation, biological process: protein deubiquitination. NCBI's taxonomy places the organism in Eukaryota, Metazoa, Cnidaria, Anthozoa, Scleractinia, Pocilloporidae.
UAGUGGAGUCCGUAGUCACCACAAGUGCGGACUCUCUGUGCUUCAUGUAAUGUGUUUUACAACAUGGCGGAAGAAGACGAGAAUACUUCACUAGAACGCAUUCUUCAAAGACACAGAAAGGAAGCGAAAGAUCUUCAGGCCAAAAUCCAGGCGUUGAAACAUUCUGUUCCGAAAGGUGACAAAAAGAAGAAAAAAGAGAUGGCUCUUGAGAUUGCAAAGCUGGAGGAAGAUUUAUCCGUGAGACAUAAGAAUGAGCUGGACUCACUGCAGAAUGACUCAAGUAAAGAAAGUCACCAGGAAGUAGAUGUCACAAAGGAGAUGGAAUCAGUUUCAAUAACCCCUGACGAAAGGGGAUCACACUUUCAAGUUUCAAAAGCACAGAAAAGACGGGACAAAAAAGCUGCUAGAGAUAAGAAAAGGGAACAAAGAAUUGCUGAAGCUGAAUUGGAAAAUGUGCAUAGUGCACGUAAUAUGGAAGCUGAGAAACUGAAAGAAAUCUUGGCAACCAGAGGAUUAUCUAUAAAGGAGAUCACUCCAGAUGGACACUGCUUAUACAAUGCUAUAGCUGAUCAGCUGUCUAGGAGAAAUCAACAGACUGGUAUGCAAACAGUACGAAAACUUGCAGCGGAUUACAUGUUGAGCCAUCAAGAUGAAUUUUUACCAUUCUUGACCGAUGCAAAAACUGGGCAGCUGUACACUCCAGAUCAAUUCGUUCAUUAUUGCGAGGAAAUCACAGAUACCGCUUCAUGGGGAGGUCAUUUGGAGAUUCAAGCUUUGUCUCAAGCCCUAAAGCUUCCAAUAGAAGUUUAUCAAGCUAACGCGCCAGUUCUAAGAAUAGGAGAGGAAUAUGAUGACCGACCACUACUGUUAUCAUAUCACCACCAUGAAUACGGUCUUGGAGAGCACUAUAACUCAGUCAUCCCCACAGAAGAAUGUGUUGACAGCUAGCACAAGUGCUGAUGUUAAUUUAACCAGCUAAAGAAGAUUAAUUAUUAUCAAAAGAUAAUCACUAUGAACUACAACACCCUUAAGUAAAAGAUCGACAUACUUUUUUUCUCGAAUAUCUUCCCUUUCAGCAACCGAGAGCUAUCUUAUCCCUUGAAAUAUUUGUUUUAGUUAACCACAGCACCUGGCUGUAGUUAAGAUUAGUAUUUGACUUAGUUCACUGCGCCUCCUUUUCCACGCUGACGGGGCAGGAAAAUGAGAAGUUUUACUCUGAUUAGACCAUGAUUAUAGAGUAUUGUGGAAGUGAAAGAGUUACCAGAUCUCAUAGCGGCUUUACUGUGCUGUGGGAUAAAAUCAACUCGAAACAACCGACUUCAAAUUUUCUCUUUGUUGACAUAAUAGCUUAAUUUUCAGUAAAUUCUUGCAAUUAGAAAUAGUUUUCAGAUCUGCGAACCAACUGGCUCCUAUCCUAUCAAUGGGUCGCUCUCGAGGUCAGAACCAAAACCUUCAAAUUGCGAAAAUAAGUUCAUCGGCAUGGGAAUAAAAACAACUUUCAUAUCA